This is a messenger RNA of Anolis sagrei ordinatus, 1401 nucleotides long. Lineage: Eukaryota; Metazoa; Chordata; Lepidosauria; Squamata; Anolidae. The record is from RefSeq and is a predicted model, not a curated record.
ACUUACUCCGGCUUGUUCUGUGUCACUAUCAACCCUUACAAGUGGCUUCCCAUCUACGGGGCCCGCGUGGCCAACAUGUACAAGGGCAGGAAACGCACGGAGGUGCCCCCUCACCUGUUCUCCAUCUCUGACAACGCCUACCAUGACAUGCUCAUGGAACGUGAAAACCAGUCUAUGCUGAUUACCGGAGAAUCCGGAGCCGGCAAGACUGAAAACACCAAAAAGGUCAUCCAGUACUUUGCGAACAUCGGCAGCACGGGCAAAGCCUCUACCGAUGGGAAGGGCUCCCUGGAGGAUCAAAUCAUCCAGGCCAACCCUGUGCUGGAAGCGUUUGGGAAUGCCAAAACAACCAGGAACAACAAUUCCUCUCGUUUUGGUAAAUUCAUCAGAAUUCAUUUCGGCAGCACAGGAAAACUGGCUGGAGCUGACAUUGAGAGCUAUCUCUUAGAGAAGUCUCGGGUCAUUUCCCAGCAACCGGCCGAAAGAGGCUAUCACAUCUUCUACCAGCUCCUCUCCAACAAGAAGCCCGAACUUGUCGAGAACUUGCUUUGUGUGCCGGAUCCAAAGGAAUACCACUGGACAAGCCAAGGGGUGGUUGUGGUUGACAACAUGGAUGACGGAGAAGAAUUGCUCCUCACCGAUGUUGCCUUUGACGUCCUGGGCUUCACUCAAGAAGAGAAGGUCAGCGUCUACAAGCUCACCGGUGGCAUCAUGCAUUUCGGCAAUAUGAAAUUCAAGCAGAAGCCAAGAGAGGAACAGGCAGAAGUCGACACCACCGAAGUGGCUGACAAAGUCGCCCACCUCAUGAGCCUCAACUCCGGGGAACUCCAGAAGGGCAUCACCAGGCCCCGGGUGAAAGUGGGCAACGAGUUCGUCCAGAAAGGGCAGAACAUGGACCAGUGCCACAACUCAGUGGGCGCCCUGGGCAAAGCCAUCUACGACAAGAUGUUCAAGUGGCUGGUGGUCCGCAUCAACAAGACCCUGGACACCAAGAUGCAGAGGCAGUUCUUCAUCGGGGUGCUGGAUAUCGCCGGCUUUGAGAUCUUUGAGUUCAACAGCUUUGAGCAGCUGUGCAUCAACUUCACCAACGAGAAGCUGCAGCAGUUCUUCAACCACCACAUGUUUGUCCUGGAGCAAGAGGAGUAUAAGAGAGAAGGGAUCGAUUGGGUGUUCAUUGACUUUGGCCUGGAUCUGCAGGCUUGCAUUGAGCUCCUGGAAAAGCCCAUGGGCAUCUUCUCCAUCCUGGAAGAGCAGUGCGUGUUCCCCAAGGCCACCGAUGCGACUUUCAAGGCUGCCCUCUACGACAACCAUCUGGGCAAGUCCCCCAACUUCCUGAAGCCCAAAGGCGGCAAGGGCAAAGGGGCGGAAGCUCACUUCGAGCUGGUGCAUUAUGCAGGGACG